AUGGGAAAUCAGACAACUGUCACAGAAUUCUUCCUUUUGGGGUUUUCUGAUCUCCCCGAACUCCAGAUUUUACACUUUGUGGUAUUUCUUUUCAUUUACUCAACAGCCUUGGUGGGGAACUUCCUUCUCAUCCUGACUGUGGUCCAGACCCAGUCCCUUCAUAGUCCUAUGUAUUUCUUCCUUGUGAACCUCUCAUUAUCAGAUGCUUGUUUUAUCACUGCCACAGUCCCCAAAUCCAUGGUGAUUUCAUGGACAAGCAGCAAGCUGAUUUCUUUCUCUGGAUGUGUCAUGCAGGUGUUCUUAGUGGUGACAGGAACCAGUGCUGAGUUGACCUUUCUCACUGUCAUGGCUUAUGACCGCUAUGUCGCAAUUUGUCACCCUCUGCAAUACACAGUCAUCAUGAACAGUAAUGCCUGUGUCCAAAUGGCAGCAGCUUCUUGGAUCAGCAGCAUAAUCAAUGCCAUUAUCCACACUGCAAACACAUUUAGGUUACCUUUUUGCACCUGUAGCAUAAAACAAUUUUUCUGUGAUAUCCCCCAAUUAUUAAUGAUUUCUUGCACGGACACAACUGCCAAUGUGUUGCUUUCUUUUGUUGAAGCCAUUAUCGUUGGCUCGUUUUGCUUUUUUUGUAUAUUAGCUUCUUACGGGUUCAUCUUCUCUACUGUGCUGAAGAUUGAGUCAGCCCAGACUAGGUCCAAAGCCUUUUCCACCUGCAUCCCACACUUGACUGUGUUUUGCUUAUUUCUUUCUACUGCUAUGUUUUCUUACAUGAGACCGAAAUCCAUAUCUUCGGUAGCAAUGGACCUGUUGGCUGCUGUAUUGUACAGCGUUUUGCCGCCACUCCUGAAUCCUAUAAUUUAUAGUCUGAGAAACAAAGAGAUCCAGGCAGCCAUGCAGAAAAUGUCAAAGAAGCUGUUUGGAUUUUGCUUGAUGACCUGA
Gekko japonicus is the source of this 939-nucleotide messenger RNA. RefSeq names its product olfactory receptor 14C36-like. Bases 1 to 939 code for a protein of 312 amino acids. The record is from RefSeq and is a predicted model, not a curated record. Gene Ontology annotation, cellular component: membrane. The transcript has a single exon. Gene Ontology annotation, molecular function: G protein-coupled receptor activity; olfactory receptor activity. Lineage: Eukaryota; Metazoa; Chordata; Lepidosauria; Squamata; Gekkonidae. Gene Ontology annotation, biological process: G protein-coupled receptor signaling pathway.